UCAAUACAAAGAAAAGAAGAAAAUGCUACCCAACCUACCAAACUAGCUGACGAUUGUUUACCUAAAGUGAAGGCUAAAUAGAGAAUUUAUGGAGCGAGCAGAGCAAGAAAUAAGAUUAAACAGAUCAGAGAUGAAGAAAGUGGAGCUGAUAUUUGUUCCAGCACCAGGAGUGGGCCACUUGGUGUCAACUGGUGAAUUCGCAAAGCGUCUUAUCCAUUUCGAUCAUCGAAUAUCAGUCACUAUUCUUUCCAUGAAAUGGUUUCCGGGUUUUGCCGAUGCCUACACCGAAUCGCUUGCUGCUUGCGAACCCGAUCGAAUCCACAUAAUGCACCUUCCUCAGGUAGAUCUUCCCUCACUAGAUCUUUAUAAAUUAUCACCAGAAGCCUUUUUCUAUGAAGCCAUCCAAAACUACUUUGUCCCCGUGAGAAAUGCAGUCAGGGAUAUUAUGUCCAUGACAUCUACUUUGGAUCCGGAUUCGGGUUCAGUCCGAGUUGCAGGAUUAGUUCUUGAUUUGUUCUGUUCCCCCAUGGUUGAUAUCGCUACAGAAUUGGGUCUUCCUUCUUAUAUAUACUUAACCACAAAUGCUGCCUUCUUUGGCCUGAUGCUGUACCUAUCAACCCGACAUCUCCAGAACAGCUCGGUAUUUGAAUACCCGAAACCCGAGACUGGAAACACGGAUCUUGAACAUUUGAUCCCAGGAUUUGUAAAUCCCGUCCCUUCACGUGUUCUGCCUUCCUUUGUGUUCAACAAGGAUGGAGGUUAUAACGCACUUGUCAAGAUUGCUGAAAAGUUCGGGCUUGCCAAUGGAAUCAUUGUAAAUACGUUUGAAGAGCUUGAGACUUAUGCUGUUAAUUGUUUUUACAAUGGGCAAAACCCUCCAAUUUAUCCAGUUGGACCAGUAAUUCACCUCAACAGUUUGUCUCACCCUGAGUUGGACCAGGUCCAACGCGACAAGAUUAGGAAAUGGCUCGAUAAUCAGCCUGAAUCAUCAGUGGUUUAUCUUUGCUUCGGAAGCAUGGGUAGCCAUGUACCACUCCAAGCGAAAGAAAUAGCACUUGGGCUAGAGAAGAGUGAGCGUAGGUUCUUAUGGUCCUUCCAUAUGCCACCGCCACAAAAUGAUGCUGCCGGAACUGUUCAUUACAAGAAUCCUGAGGAAAUGUUGCCACAAGGAUUCAUGGAAAGGAUUCAAGAGAAAGGGAUGAUAUGCGGGUGGGCACCGCAGCUGGAGGUGCUCGGCCACAGGGCAGUAGGAGGGUUUGUAUCUCAUUGCGGUUGGAACUCGAUCCUGGAAAGCUUGUGGUGUGGAGUUCCGAUAGUAACAUGGCCAAUGCAUGCAGAACAACAACUGAAUGCAUAUAUGAUGAAGGAGAUGGGAUUGGCGGUAGUGAUGAAGUUGGAUUUUAGGGGAGGGACAAGUGAAGUUGUGACGGCAAAAGAGAUAGAGGAAGGCGUGCGGCAGAUUAUGGAUGCAGGCAGCGAGGUUAGGAAGAAAGUGAAGGAAAUAGCUGGGAUGGCUAGGAAGGCUGUUACUGAAGGUGGAUCUUCAUUUAAUUCAAUUGGAAGAUUCAUAGAGGAUAUGAUAGGCAACACCUGAUAUCUAUGCUAUACAUGUAGGUUACUGUAGUGUAUAUUGAAAAUAAACCCUGCAAAUGCAUCCUUGUUAUGGAAACUAAUGACGGUGCUAUUUGAACAUGGAUGUGAGUGUUUGAUAUGUUGAGUGAUUUUCUUGUGUAUUGUAUUAAGUCAUCGUCAAGUAGUUCCUCUGGUGAACUUGUACCAUCAAAUGGAAUGUUAAAGCCGCCGUAGAAUGAGGGA
Molecule: messenger RNA, 1815 nt
Organism: Hibiscus syriacus
Lineage: Eukaryota; Viridiplantae; Streptophyta; Magnoliopsida; Malvales; Malvaceae
Product: UDP-glycosyltransferase 71K1-like
Exons: 1
Coding region: 89-1594 (501 amino acids)
Molecular function (GO): UDP-glycosyltransferase activity
Source: RefSeq, a predicted model, not a curated record